Pieris rapae (cabbage white) is the source of this 2415-nucleotide messenger RNA. RefSeq lists its product as uncharacterized. The transcript has 17 exons. The record is from RefSeq and is a predicted model, not a curated record. Lineage: Eukaryota; Metazoa; Arthropoda; Insecta; Lepidoptera; Pieridae. Bases 1 to 2415 code for a protein of 804 amino acids. Gene Ontology annotation, molecular function: protein serine/threonine phosphatase activity; calcium ion binding. Gene Ontology annotation, cellular component: nucleus; cytoplasm.
AUGUUCAAAAAUUACAUUGAUAUUUGUGAUGUUGUGUCAUUAUUAGUUUAUUGUCCUGCGGAAAAAGCAUAUUUAUUGACUAAAGAAUCCAAUGGAGAAUUCUGGAUUCCAUCAAGUAGGACCGAGAAGAACUGCUGGAAAAUGUCCGCACAUAAAUUGAACUUUGAGUUAUUCGGUAUGGAUUCGUCUGCCCAAUGUCAACCAUUGCGCGUAUACAAAAUUUGGCUCCCAGAUCAUCCUAGCACCUGUGUUUACCAUGCCGUAUAUAAAGUAUCCAUAAAAUCUGAUGUUAAAAAACGGGUUAAACGAAGAGCGGGUAUUCGAAAUCGUCUACAAUGGUUCACGAUGGUGGAGUUAGAACGCUUACGAGCGCAUGCGAACCUUCGUAGUCCAGAAGUUUCCGUUUUCGCGCAAAUGGCGUUGGGAGACGUACCUAAGGAUGCAGAUAUAUUGGAUUUUGAGCCCGGUAUGAUUGUUGAGAUUUGUGACGACAAUGUUCUGAUUGGUGUCGACGUAGCUGGGGGCUCUGUGUCUUUAUCGUCGCCCCACUGUCAGUUGCUGCAAGCUGCUAAUUACAAAAAAGAAGACCAAAUUCGGCUAUACAACGAAUUUAUUCUGCUGGUGUAUCCUGCCCUCUACAUGAGUCCCAAUAUAUUCACGCAGUUCAUGUCCGAUCUUGGAUGGCAGAAAACGCAAUGUGCCAAUUUAUUUAGAGCUGCAGAUAUUUCAUGCCGAGGUGGCCUAUCGUUCCUUGACCUGGUGUUGUGGUGUGCAGCAUUGGAGCCUAUGACGCAGCACCUGGGCGUACCAGCUGAACUGCGAUGUAGAUAUAUUUUCAGGUAUUUCGAUGCAAAUCGAGAUCAAAAACUGGAGUACCAAGAGUUUAAAGAAUUGGUGGGAGCCGCACGCGCAACAAGAGAGUUACCUGUUGAUCCACUCAGUGUCGCUAGGGAGGCCGACGUCUGCCUCAGACAGUUAGGCCUCCAGCCGAACUGUCAACUACUGAUGGCAGACUUCCUUCGUGCUGUUGGAGAGAUGUUUUUUCGCGGCACCAGCUCCUUGUUACGCUCACCGAAAAGUAUCGCCGGUUAUUUGAUGGAUCUUCACGAACGUGACCAAGAAAUGAAAGCAGCGACUACUUCUAAGUUAAUAAACUACCAAGCACCAAGUAUGCCAGACAUACAAUCGUCAGGAUCCCAUGGUAAAGUGAGCUGUGCACCAUCACAUCCUCAGGGCAACUAUACCCUCGCUUCUUGUGUCGUUAAGCUGCAGAAGAAGCAAGUUCCUGAAGUUCUGGCUUUAACGAGUUUUGAUGAAGACGCAGUAAGCAGUUCCACAACACGGUUGAUAUCAAACUCAUUGGCGUCAAUGGACCUCCUUGGAGCAGCAGCGAUGCCUGUCGAGGCACUUGCCUCUGUACAUUACUUCGCUCUUCAUGUUGAUAAACCUGCUCAUCGCCGGACAUCCGGCGGUGGUUCAAUAAUUAUCAACAAGGAAGCGUGGUCUUGGUUAAACUCUAAUGAAGAAGCGUCUCUCGGCAGCACGCUUCUCAAACUGGCGGAAGCUGUUCGAUCUAUUUGCGCUUCAGAACCAAGAUUACUGAAAUUAACCUCACCGGUUUAUGCUAUAGGAGACUUGCAUGGCAACCUACCAGCACUACUAGCCAUGGAAUCCGCUCUCUGGCCUCAUGGACCUUCCAUGCUCCCAGCCCGUUUGCUCUUCCUGGGAGACUUCGUUGAUAGAGGGCCUUACGGUACGGAGUUGCUGGCGUAUCUCUUCGCAGCUAAGUUGCAGCGCCCCACCGGUGUCUACCUCAUAAGAGGAAACCACGAAGCACGGGAUAUCCAGAAGAUGUUCAGUUUUCAUACAGAGUGCCUUACGAAGUAUGGUGAGGUUGACGGAGGGCGGAUAUGGAGUGCCAUCAAUCAAGUGUUCGACGUGUUACCUCUAGCGGCUGUUAUAGAUGGAAAGGUAUUUUGCUGUCAUGGUGGUAUCCCACCACCAUGGGUGUGCCCUCUUAUAUCAGCCAUUGAUAAAGUUCCGGUUCCUUUGCCACGUCCGUCAGAGCAGAGCUCGAUAGCUUGGGAACUACUAUGGAAUGAUCCUAUUAGAAAUAAUAAAAUAACAGCAUCCCUAGCCCUGGAACUGGCAGCGAACGAAGGCUUCGCGGUGAACAAUAAACGUGGCACGGGUCACGUCUUCGAGCAGAGCGCACUAGAGCGAUUCCUUCUGGCGAACCAGCUGUCCCAUGUGGUGCGAGCUCAUGAAUUACAACAGAACGGAUUUAUGGUACAAUUCAAUGGUCGCCUUGUAUCUGUAUUCUCUUCAUCUCACUACUGUGGUGGAUCAAAUGACUCUGGUUUGGCAUUACUGGAAGACGGAAAACUUCGGCUUAUUCGAGUUUCAAACGAUUAA